Messenger RNA from Periophthalmus magnuspinnatus, 966 nucleotides. RefSeq names its product G-protein coupled receptor 183-like. Gene Ontology annotation, biological process: phospholipase C-activating G protein-coupled receptor signaling pathway; positive regulation of Rho protein signal transduction. The transcript has 4 exons. Lineage: Eukaryota; Metazoa; Chordata; Actinopteri; Gobiiformes; Gobiidae. Gene Ontology annotation, cellular component: membrane. The record is from RefSeq and is a predicted model, not a curated record. Gene Ontology annotation, molecular function: G protein-coupled receptor activity. Bases 1 to 966 code for a protein of 321 amino acids.
AUGGAGAGAGAGCCAUCUGAUUCAGUUGAGAAUGUGGUAGCGAUCCUGCAGGAGUCUUGUUACAGCACCUGGUGGGGUCAGGUCUGGUUUGUGAUCGAUAACAUAGUACUGGUAACAGGAGUUUUGGCUAAUUCUGUUCUGCUCGUGCUGUUUCUGAGAGAGAGGAAGACACUGUCGGCUUCACAGGUUUUGGGGACGAACCUGGUGAUAAUGAAUCUGAUAUAUCUGACCAUUAUACCUCUGGACAUGAUCACCAGAGCACCUGUGUAUUCCACAUCCAAUGAAACAAGAGCCAGACCUGAUGUAUCAGCCAUUAUUAGUGGAAACCAAACUGAAAUGUGGAACAUUCCAGAACCUUUUGACCUCAGGAGGACAUCCGACAUAUUCAUUUUGAUUGGGAUACCUCUGCUGCUCACUUGCAUGUGCAUAGAGCGUCACCUCGCUGUGAGUCAUCCAGUGCUGUAUAUGAAGAUACGGGAGAAGAAGUACCGAGUGAUGGUGUCCGUAGUGGUUUGGGUCAUUACUGUAGGCAUCUCUGCCACCUCACCGUUCGUGGGUAAUAUCCAGAUCCUACUCCCAGUCUCUGUCAUCAUCUCCUUCCUGUUUGUUGUCAUGCUGUUGUGUUUGGGGACGAUAGUGCGAUCGCUAUGGCAAACAUCUCCAGCCCAUCACGAUGCUCUUGGCAACAACAAUCGCGCCAACUCACCUCAGAAACGUCAGGCAGUCCAGAGUCUGCUCUUUGUGGUAGUGUCAGCCAUCUUGGUGUACUUACCUGUGCUGGCUCUGUUUCCUUUCAUCCUGUACAUCUACAACAACAGGAGGUCCCCCUUGUCCCAACAGGCUGUGUGUAAUGUGUUUCAAUGCACGGUGCUGUUCCCUUCUUUUGGAGUGCUCAUUGGGCCUUUGUUCUUCUUCUCCAAAGCAAAGCAAAUGUUCAAAUUCAAGGAGAGAAGCAAUUCUGGGUGA